Cuscuta epithymum is the source of this 1308-nucleotide messenger RNA. NCBI's taxonomy places the organism in Eukaryota, Viridiplantae, Streptophyta, Magnoliopsida, Solanales, Convolvulaceae. The record is from the annotation of a GenBank genome assembly.
UCUUUAAAGGAGUGUUGUAACCACAGUCCUAGGUAGCUCAGUGGUUUGUUUGAUGAAUGUUUUCAAUUUGGUCUUGGGUUCGAUUAUUCCUCACUGUGAAUGAUGUGGAAUACAUGAUGUGGCGAAAUUGGAUGACAAGGAAGAAAAUACCAUGUUUUGGGAAAUAAGAUUAAAAGUACCCUUAAUUGGGAAAUAAGAUUGAAGACCACCCUCAUUUGGGAAAAAACUCAUUGAUGACCAGGGAAGCAAAUCUAUUACUCAUUUCCUUAGUAGUGGCUUUGUUAUUUAAAAUGUAUUUUCCUUCUUUAGUUUUAUUCUUUCCUUUGGUCACUUCCUUCCAUGAAUAACGUUUUACCAACAUAUGCUGCCCAAAUUUAUCACCCUUCAUUUCGUCAGUAUUAUUCCUUACCAUGACGGUGUCCUCUGUACUUGUCGUUUCCUCAAGGAUCACUGCCGGUUGUGGCCGACGGGAGCAGAUUUCCUUACGAUGGCCAUACUCCCCACAUUCAAAAACAUAUCGUGUGAAGACCCUCAUAUUCAAUGGCUUGCUUUCGUUUCCCAAUCCAGGCGUAAGGCACCAGAGGCUUUAGCAUGUCAAUUUCCACUGCCGCUCUAGCAAAUCUCCCUUUAGCUACAGACAUUGUAGUCCUAUCAAGCUUUAACGGGGUUCCUAGUUUUUCAAGUGUUGCUUUGAUGAUGUCUUCCACAAAAUAUUCAGUGGGGAGACCAAGAAGACAGGCCCAAACUGCCAUCUUCUCAGGCAGCAAAGGAAGGCUCAAAAUUGGGUACCCAUCUCUAUACAAUAAUGUAAUGAUCGAAAACCUUCCAGGGGUCUUCCAUCAGAAUAUGAAAACAGUCUCUCUGCAAAUCGACUUUAAUGGUAUAACAUCCAAAUCCCAGGUCUAUGAACUCCACUCUACCAUGAGGGUUCCACAAACGACGAAGACGAUUUUGGAGGAUGGGAAAAGGAACCUUACUCAAAGUUUUCACGAUCAAAGCUUUCCUCCAUUGUAACCUAAUCUCCUUUUUCCGUUCCUUAGGAAUAAUCACCUUAAGGAAAAUCAUCCUUAUCAAUCUGGAAAUCUUCAUCAUCUGAUACUUCCUCCCCGACUUCCAUACGCCAGUCCGUCGUGUUCUCUUCAGGAACCCCCAAGUGUGAAGCAACUGUCUCUGCAAAUGAUCGCUUACCAAUUCCAGUCAUACCUGCCUGUUUGAUCUUUUUGGUGGAACUUGGAGAUGAUCUCCCUCCUCCACUGAGGGAGGCGGUGAUGAUGUAUUCCCUUGCAAGUUGGAACUCAUAGCUUCCCC